GGUAAUCUGUGCUUUUUUCCCCUUUUUUCAAUGAAAUGAAGAUAGAUAAAAAGAGAAAACGUUUUCCUUUUUCAUCGGAUCCAAAUUAACUAAAUGCAGGUUAAGUACAGAUUUUUAUGCACCAUGGAAACCCUCAUGGAAACCCUACGUACAAACCCCAGUUACCAGUCAUUUGGUAAUGGGGGCUCAAAUUCAAUGGUAACAACAUGGUAACAACCAGUGGCUAUUUGUUGUAUUGUAGUAUAAAGUGAAUGUAUGAAAGAACGAUUUUUUAAACAAAUGAGGCAUAACAUUUGCAUGGUGUGUGAUUUCUUCUAUCCGAAUAUGGGUGGCGUAGAAAGUCAUAUUUAUCAAGUUUCGCAGUGUCUUAUCAACAGAGGCCACAAGGUUGUAAUUGUUACUCAUGCAUAUUCAGAGAGGGCUGGUAUUCGUUAUUUAUCGAACUUCCUGAAGGUGUAUUAUUUGCCUUUUACAGUUUUCUACAACCAAUGUGCCUUACCAACGCUGUUCACAACUUUACCAUUGAUGAGAGAUAUUUGUGUUAGAGAACAGAUCACAAUAGUUCAUGGACAUUCUGCUUUUUCCACCCUUUGUCAUGAUGCUUUGCUCCAUGCAAACUCACUGGGAAUAAAAUCUGUCUUCACGGAUCAUUCACUUUUUGGGUUUGCAGAUGCAAGUUCUAUUAUCACAAACAAAUUUCUUGAAUUUUCCCUCGCCAAUAUUGAUCAUAUUAUCUGUGUUUCUAACACAAGCAAAGAAAACACGGUGUUACGAGCAAAAGUUCAUCCUGGCUAUGUUUCUGUUAUACCAAAUGCUAUUGAUUCUUCUGCAUUCACUCCUGAUCCAGCAAAAAGGAAUUCUGAUUUUAUUACCAUAGUCAUUGUCAGUAGACUUGUAUAUCGAAAGGGAAUAGAUCUGCUUGCAGCUGUCAUACCAAUGAUUUGCUCAAGAUACGGUCAAGUGCAAUUUCUUGUUGGUGGAGAAGGACCAAAGAGAGUCGUUCUGGAAGAAGUUUGUGAGCAACAUCAACUCCACGAUAGAGUUCGAUUGCUUGGUAGUUUAAAGCAUGAACAAGUUCGAGAUAUUUUAGUACAAGGUGAUGUAUUUUUGAACACAUCAUUGACUGAAGCAUUUUGUAUUGCAAUCGUUGAGGCUGCAAGUUGUGGGUUACAGGUGAUUAGUACCAAAGUGGGUGGCGUUCCAGAAGUACUACCAGAAGAUAUGAUACAACUAGUUGAGCCAAAUACUCAAGACGUGGUGCAGGCUCUUGAGAUUGCGAUCAAGGCAACAAUUGACGGGAAUGUUAUUCCCCCAACCGUUGCUCACGAACGCGUUAAGAAGAUGUAUACUUGGGGUAAAGUUGCAGCAAGAACUGAGAAGGUGUAUGAUAGUAUUGCUAAGCGUCCUACUCUUUCAUUGGAAUGCAAACUGAAAAGAUGGUAUGAUUGCGGAGCAGUAGCAGGAAAAAUCUAUUGUUUUAUCGCUAUAAUUGAUCUUCUUUUUUGUAUUCUGUUGGAUUGGCUUGCACCAAAAAAGUUUAUUGACAAGGCUCCUGAAGUCAUUCGUGGAAGGUCUCCCUCUGUCCACAAUAAAGAGACGUGACAGCGGCUUAAUUGAAAAUCUUGUGGUACAUCAUGGUCUUUCAGGUACCACUCGCAUAAAUAGGGAUUGAAAUAUCAUUUAAAACAAUUGAACUAAAUAUAUAACUGGUAGGCCACCUUUUUGUAAACAUACCUGUACUUGCAUGGGCCGUGCGACAUAAGAUUGGGACUAGUUAAAUUGCUGGCUUCAAAUUUUUGUCGUAAGGUAGCUUUCCAGUUAUAUUCAGUUUAAUGUUUAAAGCUGCAGUAUUUUUCACACAUUGCGCUGCAGUACCAAUUCGAAAAUAUGAAAUUGUGCGGUACAUAAAAGUUUCAUUGUACAAAAGCAACAAAAGUUGUACAUAACAAACAAUUGGCCGGUUUUUUAACAACGAUGUGCUAUUUUGACAAAAGUAAUUCAUCGUUCAAAAACAGCCUGUAUUAUUGUUCAUUUGGCUUUAUUCUAAAAUGUAGAAUAUAGCUACAAUGGAGAAAAUCCCUGGAUGAAAUAAAUGUAUAAAGGUUA
Xenia sp. Carnegie-2017 is the source of this 2106-nucleotide messenger RNA. Its product is annotated as phosphatidylinositol N-acetylglucosaminyltransferase subunit A-like. The coding region runs from base 256 to 1602 and encodes 448 amino acids. Gene Ontology annotation, molecular function: phosphatidylinositol N-acetylglucosaminyltransferase activity. The record is from RefSeq and is a predicted model, not a curated record. Lineage: Eukaryota; Metazoa; Cnidaria; Anthozoa; Malacalcyonacea; Xeniidae. The transcript is spliced from 14 exons. Gene Ontology annotation, cellular component: glycosylphosphatidylinositol-N-acetylglucosaminyltransferase (GPI-GnT) complex. Gene Ontology annotation, biological process: GPI anchor biosynthetic process.